This is a messenger RNA of Tetrahymena thermophila SB210, 2535 nucleotides long. Its product is annotated as WW domain protein. The transcript has 7 exons. The record is from RefSeq and is a predicted model, not a curated record. NCBI's taxonomy places the organism in Eukaryota, Ciliophora, Oligohymenophorea, Hymenostomatida, Tetrahymenidae. Gene Ontology annotation, molecular function: protein binding.
AUGAAUAAGUUUGGAUAACAUAUGGGCUUAAGCUUAGCCCAGCAGAAGUAAAUGAUGCAACUCUAAAAUUAAUAAAUGUAAAUGAUGAAUUAAGAUUAAUGGUAUGAUUAACAAGAAGAAGGAGUAAUUGAUAUCGAUUUAGAUUAAAUCACUAACUCUAUGAUUAUGCAAGAGGACAUAGAUGAAAAUUAUGAACCUACAUAAGAAGAGGUUAUUGAAUAUGCAAAAUACUUGGGAAUGGAUUUAGUUCAGGAUAAAGAUUUAUUUUAUAUUGCGAGAGAAGGUUUAAAGGCUCCUCUACCUGAACCAUGGAGACCUGUUAAGCAUCCUUCGGGGGAGAUAUUUUAUUUAAAUUUAGAAACUAGAGAGGCUUAAAUUGAUCACCCAUGCGAUUCAUACUAUUAGGAGUUAUUUAGAAAAGAGAAAGAAAAAAAGAUGAUGAGAUAGGCAGAGCAAAAAAUAAAGCAGAUAAGAGGUGCUACUAAUAAUGAAGAUGAGUAUAAUUCUAUUGGAAAAUCUCAAUAAAAAAAGAGUUUGCCUGCAGUUUUGCCUAAACAUGACAUAUUUUCUAAAAAGAAUGACCCUUUGAUAAAGAUUACACAAGAGAAAAAACUUAACGAAUAUAGAAAUCAGUAAAAAUAAAAGCUUUAGGAAAGAAAGAAGGAAAUAGAUGAAAUUUAUAAAAAGAAAUUCAAACAACUUGAGGAGUAGCAUCAAUAAAAGUUAGAAUAAAUAAAGGAAGAUUAUGAACAUAAAAAGCAAGAGGAAGAAGAAGAGCUAUAAAAGUAGCUCGAAGAAUUGAAAAACGAUGACGAGUCUGGAUUUAAAGAAGAGCUUGAAAGGUAUGAAAAUGAAAUACGAGAAGAGCUUAAAAAAACUAAUAAAACACGAAUCGAUGCAGAAAAAAAGGAUUAUGAAAUGAGACUCUAAAACUACAAGCAAACUAUCCAUUAGCAAUAUGAAGAUCUUUUAUAAAGGAAGAAAGAAGAAAUUAAGCAAGAUUAUGACAGAAAAUUCAAGGAUUUAGAAAAAGAGGAGCAAGACCUUAAAAAUGACUCUAGGUUUAUUGAAUUUAACGAGCAUGAAGAACUUGAAAAUUUGAAGCAAAAAUUCUUACAUGAAUAAGAAGAGAAAUUCAAUAGAGACAAGGAAAACGUUAAGAGAAAGUACUAAGAAUAAUUAAGGUAAUUCAAAGAAAAGGAGAUGGAAAAACAUUAAAAAAGGUUAGAUGAGCUUUAUUCUAGUGUGUAAAAAGAAACUAAAUUAAAGUAAGAUUUUGAUGAAGAAACUUACAAAAAAGAUUUAGAAGAAGAGUUGUAAGAAAAGCUAAGAGGACUGCAAAGCGAAAUUGAGAAUAAAUUUGAACUAGAAAAACUUAAUAUUCUUUAAAAACUGAAAGAGUAUGAAAAUCAAAAGAAAUAAGAAUUUGAAAAGAAAUUGGAAGCAGAGAUAAAACAGGUUGAAAUGCAAUGGCAAAGAGAAAAAGAAAAGAAAGAAUAAGAAUUAGAAAUUGAAAAAAACAAAAUUGAAUAAAAGGCCUUAGAAGAAUAUUUAACCUUCAAAGCUAACUUUGAAAAGUAAAUUCAAAAUGAAGAGAAGAAAAUUAGAGAUUUGUUUAAUUCUGAGCAGUAAAUGAAAAUGGAAAAAGAAAAAAUAUCUCAAGAAAUUAUUAUAAAGCUUUAAAAUGAACUCAACAUUCUGACUGAUGAAUGUAAGAAAAUAUAAAGGGAAAAUGAGGAAAUCAGACAGUAGCAAAAACAAAUUAAAGAUAAUAUAGACUCAAAAAAGAAACUGAUAGAAUACACAGAAAAAGAAAAGCAGCUUAUUGAUGAAAUUUAAGAUAAAGAUAAAAUAAUUACUCAACUUAAAUAGCAAAUUGAUGAGUUGGAUGAGCAAGAAAUUAAUUUGGAAAAAGAAGAAGCUCUCAAUUUCUAUAAAACUAAUAACACAAAAAUCAAAAAUAGCACUAAUUAAAAAUUAAACUUAAGAGAUCUUGAUGGUUAUUCUUCAGAUGGUUCUGAGGCUGUUAAUUUUGAAGAUAAUAAGUAAUUAAAAUCUGCUUUAAAGCAAGUUUCUCAAGAAAUAGAUAAAGAAAAAUAUAAACUUUUAAGCGAAAAAUUGUAAAUAUAAAAUGAUUUAUAAACUCUUUAGAAAGAAUACAACUAAAAUAUAGAUAACUUUGAAAAAAAAGCAUUUUUGAUGAAUAUAAAGGGUGUUCUCGAAUCUAAGCUUUAGGAAGUAGAGAAGAAGCUAAAACGUUUAGUGUAAAUUUAUUAAAUCAAAUUUUAUUUAAAUUUUGUUAAAUAAUAAAAAAUUAGAAAAGUUAAUGGCUUAAUAGGUAAAAAUUCAGAAGGCGAAUCUUCUUAAAACUAAUAGAAAAUAUAAGUAAUCGAAUCUGAAAUAUAAAUUAAAAAUUAAGUUAAAUAGAUCAAUUAAACAAAUUAAACAGAAACAAAUAAAAAUAAUAAUGAAAUGAGUAGCAAAUUUCUUUAAGAUUAUAAUAAUUUUUUAAGUAAAUAUAACUCCAAAUAAUGA